Messenger RNA from Asterias rubens (European starfish), 14371 nucleotides. RefSeq lists its product as uncharacterized. The transcript has 28 exons. The record is from RefSeq and is a predicted model, not a curated record. Lineage: Eukaryota; Metazoa; Echinodermata; Asteroidea; Forcipulatida; Asteriidae. The coding region runs from base 210 to 14207 and encodes 4665 amino acids. Gene Ontology annotation, molecular function: microtubule binding; kinase binding.
GCGAAAAGACCACACACAAGUGAAGGAAAGCGUCAUCAGCAACGGUCAUACAUCGAAUGAAGGGAGAAAAAUCUAUGCAAAAAUGGUGCAGGAACAAAACUAUGCAACAUGAACAAGAUUCUACUUUGAACAUAACUUAAAGGAAUUGCAAUUUUUGAAUUUCAUUUCUACUACAACAUCUUAAAUCACUGUGAUUUAAGAUAUUUACAAUGUCUAAGAUACCUAAGGCCAAUCCCCGAGGGGGGAGGCAAAUGUACGUUCCUGGUGCCUCACCUGAGGCCCAGAACGCUAACCUCCGCACGGUUGUAGAUGAGCUGCGAGCUCACACAAGUCAGCUCAAGAAAGAUCUUGAGGCAGAACGUAGUAAUAUCAAAGACCUACGCCGUGAGAAACAAACAGAGGUAAAAAGCACCCGCGAUCAGGAGCAACAGAAGGCCUCCUUGUCGCUCAGCGAGCUGCGAGCAAAACUCAAUCAUGAGAAACAGAGAGAGCUCGCUACUCUACGGGAGUCGCUCACUAAACAACAUGAUCAAGCAAUUAACCGACUACUCAAACAGAAACAGGAGUUACUCGCUCGCACUCAGAGUGACUCCCAGCGUGAUAGGGAGAUGCACUACCUCAAGGUCAAGCAACAGGUCUGGGUUGAAGCCAAGGAAGAGGUCAAGAGGACAUUUGAGAUGGACAAAGGAAAACUCCUCGCAGAGAUUGAUGAGCUGAGAAGAGGCAAGAAAAAACUUGAGGAAGAGUUGAAUGACGCAGUAACAGGAGAUCGGCAGAGGGCGAUUGAUCUAAGGAAGCAGUGGGGAGAACAUCAGCGUGAGAUGGAGCAACUUCAGAAAGAUGCAAGGAGGGAUAUCCAAAGACUUAUGGAAGAACUCAAAUCCAAAGAUUACAGCAUAUCCGAGUUAGAGAAAGAGCUUGGAUACAAGAGCGGGUACACCAAGAGACUUCAAGGAGAGAAAGAUUCCUUAGGCAAUCUCCUCAAUCUUAGCAAGAUGGCCGAGUCUUGGGAUCAUCGAUCUUCAAGUACACACGAGUCAUCAUUUGGCAGCUCUAGUGGCUUGCAGUUUGGGAUGGCAGACGGUGCUGAUGAAGAUGAGAAGAAGUUCAAUAAGAAGAUUUCAGAUCUGAAAGGAAUGUUACGCAAACUGGAGGAGAGGAAUAAGCAACUUGUUGAAGACAAAGCAGAUUUGGAACGGAAAAUCCGCAACUCAACUGAAGCAAGGAACACCACACCACUCAUUGAGAAAAACAAGCGUCUCUUGAGGAAGAUUAAAGAUCUGGAACAAUUGAAGAAGAAGUUAGAUGAGAGGAACAAGGCCCUAUCAGAAGAAAAUCAGAAACUGCGUUCAUUGAAAGAGAACAUGCGCUGUCGUCUGGAGAGAGAGAAUCAGAGUCUACGUAGAGUAUUAAGCAAAGAACGGCAACAAACACAGCAAGAGGCAAGCAACUCCUCAAGAACUGGUGAUGACCCCGUUGCAGACAAGGAAGAAGAACUCAAGAAACUCCGAGUAGAGGUUCAGGAACAAUUCCUAGAGAUUGUGGAGCUCAAACAAGCAGCAUUGGAACAAGACCGCUUGCCCAAGGUUCAGGACCAGAGCCCGACCUUACUGAAUGUGCCCAACUUCAGGCCAAGAUCAUCCAGUCUUACUCCUUAUGGUUAUGAUGAUGAUGUUGGUGUGAGGAGUCGUUCUGGAUCAUUUGGUACUCCGAUUCCGUCUCCAUUGGCUCUGUCAGAUUAUGAAGACAGUUUGGAUGAGGUUAGUGUUGAUGAAAUGAUGGAUGGACUAGCAACUAAGCAGUUAGUUGAUGCCAAACAAGUGGAGAAGUUAUUGCAACAGAAUAAGGAACUUGAUGAUCGAUGCACCAAGCUACAGUGGCAGUUACAAGACAGCAAAGAUCAGAGUGAACUUUUAGAAUUUCGCAUUCUGGAACUUGAAGAAGAAGAGGAGAAUUUUUCAUCAACACCAACGCCUCAGUCUACCGCUGAAAACAACCAGAGAGUACUUUCAUUGGAAGGUCUGGUCCUGGAAAAAGAUUCAUUGAUACAAUAUUUACAGCAAGAGGUGGAUUCCCAGAGGGAGUGUGUCCAGCAGAUGGAAGACACACAUGAACAGCGAGUUGCUGAUCUGGAGCGGACGGAGGCACAUCUUAAUACCCGCAUCCAUGAGCUAGAGGAUCAAUUAGCUCAUCUUCAAGAAGAUAUCCAUCUUGGACUAGCUGAGAGGAACAGAGAGAGGGUUGAGUUAGAAGCAGAGAUUUCAUCUCUUCAGGAGACUACAGAGGGAUUGCAGAGUGAUCAAGCUCAAGUCGCUGAUAGAUUGAAGUCAGCUGAGGAGUGCAGACAGUCUUGGCUGGAAGAAGAGGAGAAACUCCAGAAGAAAUUAAAGAAGAAAGAGCUGACAGAAACUAGCUACAAAAAGCAGAUUGAAAAACUGAAGUCUGAGUUAUUGGCAUCGCAGGAAAUGACAUCUCUGGAGGGGUUAGUUGCACCACACGCAAGCAACAACACAAAUGGUAAUAAUAACAGUGGUAACAUGGAGGAAUCACAAGAUAUUAGUUUGCUGCAGCAGAAGAUCAAAGAACUUGAACUUGUUAAAGAGUCGCUUGAGGCAAAGCUGAAAGAUGUUGAAGAGCUGGUUCUCAACAGCGACUUUGCGAGUGAGGAAACUCUUAGAGAGAAGAUUGCAGAGUUGGAGCAGUCCAACAAACUGCUGAACAGACAAUUAAAACAAGCGCAGGCGUCUGAUGUGGACAAGAAGGAUAAUGUAGAGCGGGCAGCAGCUGAAGCCAGACACACAGAGAAGGAGUUUCAGGGCAGGAUCAAGGAACUGCAACAGUCGGAGCAAAAUCUGCUGGACAGAGUUGCUCAGCUGGAGACGCAGGAUAACGCUUGGAAGUCACAGGUGGACUCCCUUCAAGAUAGGAUUCAAGACUUGGAAGGAUUGCGAUUAGAAUUAAAGGGAAAGUUGGAGCAGGCAGAGGAACACAUAGAGGAGCUUCAGGUGGCUGAGAAGUUUGCUCGGGAUGAAUUAAGUGCCUCCCAUGGAGCUUCCUCGAUUCUUGGGGAAAGUUUGGGACUGAUGGGAGAGUUUGGAGAGCUAGGAGCUUUGCCAGAAGAAGAGUAUAGCGCUUAUGAAGAAGAUGAUGUGGAAGACACUGCUCCUCAACCAGGAGGAGAGAGUGCAUCCCAAGACCCUGGAUUACAGGAUAAUAGUCAUGGAGUUAAGGAGGCAGAAUCAGACAUGCACAGUAAAAUUGCAGAAUUAGAAAAGUCUGAAGUUGAACUUAUGGAGAAGGUACAGUCUUUAGAACAGGUGAACCUGGAACUUACUGACCUGUGUCAGGAUUUACAAACCCAGGCGACCGAAUUCGCAGACGAAAAUGAAACCCUGAAGGAAAAGCUGCUGAAUCUUGAAGAAUUACAACUGCAGGUUGCUGAAACAUCAAUGGAUCUUGACGAGAGGGAGGAGAACGAGCUGCUCAAAAUAAAAGUCGAAGAGUUACAGUCGGAAAUUGAGCUUUUGAAGCAGAGAAUUGAUGAUGGAUAUAGAGACAGGAAUGAAUCUGAUGCUCUACAAAAAGAGCAAGAAUUAAGUGAAGAACUGGAGGUAGUAAAAGAGGAAAACUUGGAACUGUUAGACAGGCUUGAAAGUGAACACACAAAAUUGCAGGAAAUGAAAAGAGAAUGUGAAAUUUUGAAAACACAACAUCAAGAUGUUGACAAUAGUCACAUCAAUAAUACAAUAGGUAGUGAUUUAUCUCCCAAAGAGCUUCAGCAAGAUCUUGAAAGAUGUAGAUCUGAAAAAGCACAAUUGGAGGAACAUUUUCAGACUGAAAUCAAGGAACUGAAGAGUCUUUUGGAUGAACUUAAAGCAACUAAGGAAGCUCUUGAGCAGCAGCUGAAAUCAUCGGAAGAUGAGAUGGUGCAUUUGGAAGAAGUUUCUGCAGAGCUUCAUACAGGCCUGGAAUGUAGAAUCAAAGAACUUGAAGAAGAAAAAGAAGAACUGCAGAGCCAUCUUGAAGCUCUAGAGGAAAAUUCUCAUUCUCCGGGAAGGGAAGUCAGAUCAGAGGAGCAGAAAGAGCUUGAGGAAGAAAACCAGAUACUUCUGUCGAGGGUUACAGAUUCUGAAGAGCAAUGCCAGAAGCUCAAAGAACAGGUUGAGGUGUUGGAGAAAAGGCUUCACGAUGGACGUUCAAAUCUUACUCUUGCUAGAAAAGACUCCAUGAGGAAGUCUUUAGAGUGUGACGAUUCCGCCAGAGAGCUUGCUGAUCUUAAAAAAAGACUCAAAGAACUUGAGGAUGUUGAAUCUGAUUUCUUUGACCAAGCAGAGAUUCUUUCGAAAAUGGAAAAAGAGCAAGAGGAUUUGAAAAAACGUCUCCAAGGUUUACACAAAACUGAAGAGGAGAUAAUUGAGCAAAGUGCUCUUUUAGAACUGAAGAAUGAAGAGCUUGAAGAAAUUGAAGAACUUAAUAAAGAGUUAAAAAUAGAUUUGGAGGAAUCUGAGCAGAAAAUAGCUGAGCAAAGUAACUUACUCCUGGAAAUAAAUAAAGAGGUAGAGGAAUUAAGAGAUAACACAAAACUGUUGGAAGCUGCAAAGGAAGACCUUCAAGAAAAAUUGAAUGUGGCGGUCAAACUCCUUGAGGAAUCAAAAGGAGAGCUGCUCAACAUAAAAAAGGAGUUAAGUAUAGCUACUGAUGAAAUCUGUCAACAAAAAGAGCAGCUGGAGAAGAAAGAAGUAAGAUAUAGAGAAAUGGAAGACAUCUUGAAUCAAAUGGAGAAAGGAGAAGCUGAGAAACUCAAAGUGGCAGACAACAUGGAACAAGAAACUUCAGUUGGUCUUUUGGAGCAAAGAAUUGAAGCGCUGACUCAGCAGGAAAGGGAGUACGUUUUAAAAAUAGAGGGACUUGAGGAAAGACAAGUUGCCUAUGAGGGGACAAUUGCUCAAGCUGAUAUCAUCGUGUCAGAAGUACAACAGAAACUGAGUGAACAAAAUGAGCUGCUGGCGGCUAUAGAGCUAGAACUACAGGAAACCAUUGAUCAAUUAGAAUCUCAAAAACAAAUUGUCAGAGAACUUUCUGACCAGUUGCAGCAGCAGCUGGAAGAUACAUCUCAUGAAUUGGAUAAAAAGAAUAAACUUCUUGAAAUCGGGGAGAAAGAACUGAAGGAUCUUAAAGACUCCUUGAAGGAGUGUGUGGUAGAGUGUCAAGUUAAAGAAGAAACACUGCACAAGUUGAGAGAAACUGAGGUUAAUCUAACUUUGAAAGUCGAGUCUUUGGAGCUGUCAAAACGGGUGGAAACUGAAGACACAGUUACGCCAGUGAUCAAAGCCAAGGUUAUGGCAUCACAAGAAUCAACAGUUGAAGCAACAAGUUCUGCAGAUGGUGUUGACUUUUUAGGAAAAAAGAUCCCUGAUCAAGACCUUCAAGAGAGAAUCAAAGAGUUGGAGGACAGACAGAGUGUGUUUGAGGAGACACUUGCACAAGCAGAAAUUGUACUGGAAGAAACCAAUCAAAAAUUGUGUGAGAAAUCUGAGGUGUGUGAUAUGCAAGAAAGGGAGAUGGUGGGUUUGAGAGACUCAGUGGUUGUACUUCAGGAGGAUAAUGUGAAAUUGCAAAGUCAUCUUGAGGCUGCUGAUGAUGAGCUGGAAAAGAAGGACCAUUCCCUGAAGGAGUCUUGUAGUGAAGUGGACAAUCUCAAGGAACAAUUGCAAACACUGAAUGAGAAAAUGACAUCUUCUGAAAUGACAUGCAAUCAGCCUGAAGAAAUGAAAAACUUUGAAUCUGACAACAAGAAAGCUGGUUUUGAAGAAGACUUCUUUCGGGAGAAAUCUGUUGAAUCUCUGACGAAAAAGGUUUCAGAAUUGACUGUCGAAAGGGAUGAGUUGGAAUGGAAAGUCAAAGCUCUUGAAGAAAGGCAAGAAGCCUUCCAGGAAACUUUGGCUCAUGCUGAUGUCAUCAUGACUGAGAGGGAGUCAGGGUUUUUAGAGAGGAUUGACGAGCUUGAGAGCUCACAAUCCAACCUCCAGGAAAGACUUCAGGCGGUCAAUGCAUCCAAGAGUUUGGUUCGUACAUCUCAGAGCUCAGAUGAGGAUGACGAUAUUCAGGAGUUUUCAGUAUUCACACCUAAUGCUAAAUUGGGUGACUUGGAAAACUUUGAGAAAAGGGCAGGUGAGGAAAAGAGUGACUUGGAGAAAAGGAUUCAAGAGUUGCAAUUGGAGGUAGAAGAGCUUAGAGUCUCAGAAAAGGGGCUUCUGAAAAUGAUAGAGGAGUACAAGAUACUGGAGAAUUCUCUCAGAGUGUCUAACGAUGAGAUGAAGGAAGAGUUAAACCUUAAAAAAGAUGAGAUCAAGCAGUUGGAAAUUUCUCUUGAAGAUGGCGGUCCCGACAACAACCUUCAGGCACAGCUGGAGGAGUUAAAGUCGGGUGUGCUGACACAUGACGACACUAACUUGAAACUCAUGGAAGAGAUUAACACUCUAAAGGAUACAAUAACUGACCUGCAGGAUCAGCUCCUUAGGUCACCAAAUCAACAGAUAUCAUUUGAUGGGUUUGUCACACCAAAGGCAGCCGAUGUAAAGACUGAAUUGACAAAGCCAAAGAUCAUCAUCUCAGAAGAUAACAGUGAUAUCGAAAGGGAAAUUCUGUUUGAUCAAGACUCCCUACAGGAACAAGUAACACUGCUGGAGAGAAAACUUUGUGAUGUGAACAGCCAAUUGGAAAAGGUUACAGCUGCCAGAGACUCCUUACAGUUAGACUUACAAGAGAAGGAAGUCACUGUCGAGAAACUUGAGAAGGCAAAUAAGUAUCUACAAGAUGAUAUCGACAUCUGCUCAACACAGAUGGAAGAGCUAGAACAACAACUGAGUCAGAGUUCAAAAGAAGACAGUAGGGUCACCAAUUCCUCUCCAGAAUCAGAGAGUCAGUCUCAACCACAGAGCAUCAAGGAGCUUAAAGAGACAGUUUCUGAUCUUAGAAAGAAGCUUUCUGCCAGUGAGCAGGAGAAAGUAGAGCUACAAGAACAAAAUGUCAACUUAGGCAAAGGAAGAAAAGAUCUGGACAACUCUGCCCAUAAACUAAAAAUGCAGGAACUGGAACGCUCUGUUGCCACACUUCAAAAGGAACUAGACAGCGCCAACUCUGACAGGGUGAAGACAACUAAUCGUCUAACUGAGAUCGUUCAGUUCAAUCGAGAGAUCAAGAAGGAUAUGAGAGACCAAGAGGAAUCAGGAAAGAUUCUUGAAGAGGAGAAUCACCUCAUGAAGCGGGAGAAGGAAAUACUGAAUGAAAAACUGCUGACAUUUGGUGUCUGUGGGGAAGACUUGCUGAAGGAAAGGAUGAAACAUGAAGGUGGCAGAGUGGCUGUAGCAGAAAAGGAAACCACUGCAAAAAAAAAAGUGGUUGGUUACCAGUCAGCUGUAUGUAUUGAUAAGGCCAGCCAGACUGGUCCUCUGACGUACCUUCCAAGUGAAUUCCUCCUGACAACUGUCUUGAUAGAGGAAGGAUUCGAGAUGACGCUCAAGGAAUUCUUAGAGGCUCUGCCAGUUGCUCAAAGUCCCACCGAUCCCAUCUUAUUGAAAGAAGGGAAAAACUACUUUGUGGAGUUCAACAAGCUCUAUGCUGGCAAAGACCCAACGCCAAGGAGAGCACUUCUUCGUCGCCUGGUGAGGAAUAUUCCAAGGGAUAAAGUAACAGGGAUUCCAAGGAAGGAUGCUGCAAGCUAUCCUCCAAUACCUGGCGAAGAAAGUCUUCAACAAGAGAUGAGAGGGAGCUCGGAGAGCACAGCGAGACCUCUAGAUGGAGCUAGUUCUGCAACAAAGACACAGAUGAUGGACCAGUUUGUCGCUGCCCUUUGGGAGCUUCCUUUCGAACAUCUAGAGAUAAACCUGGAUACAGCAUCCUACUGGUGUCCAGAUGACUAUGACGAUGAUUCCUUGGCUACAGUGUCUGAGUGUGAGCAUGAGGAGGUUCAUCUAGAAGAGUCGGCGAGGAAUGGCUCAGUUUAUGCAGACGCUCCACCCUUACCCCAAGCAACACCUCCAGCACCCCGUAAGCGCUCAGGUUCAAUCAGUUCUGAUAGCCUCGCUGGGGAUUUUAAUUCACUACAAUUAGGUUACCGGAGGGUGAUCAGGGAUGACUCACUUGAACUUGAAACUGAAGAUGAGGAUGAUGGAGGUACUUUAACUCCUACGUUAUCAACAUCCUCAUUCUCCUGGAGGUCGGAAACAAACCUCAGCAGCCCUGGCGAGGUCCACUCUGGACUGCUUGAAUCUUCCAAGCAAGGCAGACCAGAUACCUAUUCAAGAAGCUCAGAAAGCCCUUCAACUCGACUACCAAUGUCAUUACAAAAAAGUACUCCAUCCCGAACAGAUACCUACGGAGAUGAGAUGCCUCUGUCCCUACCCAGAACAGCUCCUCCAAAUAGAACAGCGAGAAACAUGGACAUUCCAGAUUCUCAGUUUGAAAGAAGUACUCCUCAUGAUUAUAGUGACAAACCCGAUGCACAUCUAAAUAGCCACCUUAACCGCUCAUCUUCUUACCAACCACAGACAAUUUCUCAUAGCAGACCAGACUUAAAUCUCAGAAGUCGAAGUGAGUUGCCAUCAUCAACACCUUGGACAACUGAUCAAGGUAGCCCUGAUGCUUUCUUAAGAAACUCUGAUGGACCGUCAACAUUUACAAGCAUGUCACCAUCAGAAAGAACAAACAGAAGUUUAGAAUCUCCUCCACCACCAUUACCAGAAGUAUCACCUCCAAACAGGGCAUAUAGAAGAAUUGAAUCACCACCUACAUUACCUGGAGCCAGUCCUUCAAAGAGAGUAAACGGAAGUCAUGAGUCAUCGAAUACAUUACCAGGAACUAGUCCCCAAAACCGAACACCUGGAAGUCUUGAAUCAUCACCUACAUUACCUGGAGCCAGUCCACCAAAGAGUGUACAUGGAAAACUUGAAUCAUCACCUUUAUUGCCAGGAACAAGUCCCCAAAACAGAACACAUGGAAGACUUCAAUCAUCACCUACUUUACUAGGAACAAGUCCCCAAAAUAGAACACAGGGAAGUCUUGAACCAUUUAAUGCACCCCCAGGAACAAGUCAACCAAACAGAGUAGGUUCAGAAUCACCUCCUACAUUACCAGAUACAAGUCCUCCUAGGAAACGUGAGACCUAUCCAGGAAGCCCAGAUGGCUUGCCACCACCUUUACCUGGUACCUCACCUCCAAAGGUACUAGCCACAUACCCAGGUAGUCCAGGUCACACACUAGGUGACCCUUAUAGUCAAAGUAAUGACCUGCAUGAAAUCAAUGACCUACCGCCUCCACUUCCGAAGACAAUUCCUCCAAAGAAGCCCAACACACCUGAAGAGUUUCCAAGUUCUACCAACCAACAGAAAUGUGAGUCUGCUGCUUUUGGGGAACGAUUUGAGAAUCACAACAUUAUUCCUUAUCAGAAUGGACAGAUUGUUAGUGCUGUAACAGUAGACUUGGCUAGUGAUUCCUCUUCAACAGACACAAUCAACGAUCAGGAGAAUGUAGCUGGUAUUCCAAGUGGCAGCAUGGGUAAAGAAUCCAAUCCAUCCUGGGAUGGGAGAGAUCUCUCAUCCAAAUCCAGCAUUGUACGCCUACCGUCGUCCUUCGACAGUGGUAUGGACACAGUUUCCUCCAUAACAGAGCAAGAGGUAGAGGCCAUCACAGCAGCGUCAGUCUUUGCUGGACCAGAUCAUGCCAUGAGGCUUCCCAAGACUCCUGGGUUGCAAGAUGUUGCCGGGAGUGUCUUAGCCAAGCCAGCUACUCCGAUGUGGUUGAAACAGAUGAUGGAUUGGCAAACAGCCGAGAAGGCAAAGGAGGAAACGGACAUCGGAAGAAUGAAAACCAGCAUUGAGACCAUGGAGAAACAACUUCAGGAGAAAGAGGAUGUUGUAAAAGAGCUUAAACAGAAUGAGGAUAACCUGAAGAAGAAACUACGUGACUAUGGUGACCUUCGACCUUUGACAAUACAGCUUCAAACUAAGGAAAUUGACAUUCAGGACAAAGAGCGUCAAGUGGCUCUACUGAAGUCAGAGGUCAAACAGAAGGAACGUGAGGUCAACGCCCUCCAGUCAAAGUUUGAGGGAGUAACAGUUGAUCAAAUUGACACUAACCAAACUGAUCUGAUAAAGAAGACUGCUGAGGUAGCAAAUCUUAAAGAAAAGCUUGAGGCUAGCCAGGAUAGAUUGAAGGAGAAGGAGGAGUUACUGAAAGCUAAGGAUGAGGAAGAGACAAGAAUCAAGGAGGAGAUGGAGACCAAGGAGAAACAGUUGGCAUCUAAGGAGGAAGAACUCCAGAAAACAUCUGAGAAAAUCAAGAAUCUUGAAACAAUGAGGGCGCACCAACAGACCCCAACGGACCACACAGACUCAGCAAAGUCACCUGACUCAAGAGCACCUGACUCCAGAUCUGGUGAUUGGAAGUCACAUGAUGCUGUGUCAGAUGAUACUAAACCAGAUAUCAGUCACCAUGCUUCUAGGUCAGGUGACCCUAGAUCACAUGACGUCAGUCAGCAGGAGUUGCACCUUGCCAGUGCAUUGAAUGUCCUUACCAGGGAGAAUGAAGAGCUGCGAGGUCGAAUACAAAGAUAUGCAACGAUAGAAGCAAGGUGGGAUGAGAUGCAUCAACAGUUGUCUGAUAGUCGCCAUAGCAACAGAGACAGAGAUGCCUUAGAAAGGAAACUCCAGAUGGCUGAAGAUAUGCUGAGGGAGAAGACAAGUGAGGAGCUACGUCUUGCAGAAGAUAACAGUGCCUUGGAGGAGCGUCUUAAACAUCUUGAGAAUGAGAGAAGAAAACGAGAUGGUAUUGAAGAGGAUUAUAGAAACAUCAAAGACCAGUUUGACAAUAUGGAACACAAGAAAAAUGAAGCUGAAAUAUCGGUUGCACCACUUCAGGCAAAAGUUUCCUACUUACUCCAAAAAUGCAAAGAGAGAGAAGCCAUCAUACAGAAGAUGGCUGCCGAGCUGGAGCAAUUCCGCCCAGACAGGACUGAGCAGCUUCUGUCAGAGGUCAGUGACCUGACCGCCAUUGUGAAUCUCCCAAGCGAGGAGUUCAAUGACCCCUUACCAGUAUCCAGUAGGAGUAGAACUACACGUGGUAGUAGAUCCAGACAUCCUCAGAAUGAUCGAGCUGACAUCAGCAAGCAACAAAGAAAGUUGGACAAAAUCAGCAAGAGCUUGAAUGACAUCCGCUUGGUUGAUGAGAGCGAUGAUGACGAACUUGGCCGCCUUGGAGCUGCACGAGGGCGCUCUACCCUGGAUCUCAUCAGCGGGAGUUUGGACGGUGAUUCGGAGUUGGACGUUGGGGGGAUAUCUCUAGGGGAACUCAUGAGGAGAACUGCUGGAAGUCGGUCUCGCUCACACCUGACUCCGACGAGAAGGGUGGACGAGGAUGGAGAAUUGGAUCUUCUUAGGUCAGUUCUGGAUGCCUCACCAUCCAAACUGAGAUCUACAUCAUCUAAACCUGGGAGAGACAAUCGUGCAUCAUCAAGGACAAACAGGAGGACCCCUUCAUUUGAAACUCCCCUGAGGCAUAAUAGUCUGUCCCACCACAUACCUGUGACUAGUAGAGAGGGUGGAUUAGCUGAUUUGUCUUACAGGGGAAGUCCAACUGUUUCUGAGCAGGAUUUAGCAGACCCUUUGAGGCCUCUCCCUAUGUCCACCCAUGCAGCGCUGGCAUCAAGCCAGCAGCAUACAGCAUCAGAGUUACCCCAUUUUACCAGUCAAAGUGGAGAUGUGAACACAUUUAUUGCUUCACCGGUAGAUGGAAUAUACCAGAUGUAUUCAAGUCCCACUCAGCUGCACUCUGAGCCAUCUGCAAGUCUUUCAAAUCCGCCUGUCCCAGCUGACAUGACUAGGACAACUAAUGACCCAUCGCAAUCCUUUGGAAGACCCUUAAAUAAUUAUCAUGGUGGGGUGACACCUGGUGGGCAGCUGAUGACCAACACAAACCGUUUUAAUGGGCAGUUUCAUGGUCAACCUGAAAAUGGUAGAAACUCUAGACAGAAUUCCUCUGCAAAUGGUGUACUCCCUGUGAAUGGUGCUACAAAUGUAACAAUGCAGGAAGGUCCCAAUGGAAGGGGUCCAUUUGGUCUCAUUGAGGGAUCACACUCCAAUAGAGACCCACAGAUCCCUGUGGGUGGGAUGGGAGAAGUCCUAAGUCCUUUUGUCAAUCAACAAAUAAGUCCUAGUAUUGUGAGUGGAUCAUCAGUAAGAGCACCCUCUGUGAUCAGUGCACCAGUUCCAUCUGAAAACAGCUUGGUGAGAGCAUCUUCAUCGCUCGGUGGUACUAAUGGCUUUCCAAACAAUAGUCAUGGUAUUGAUUCAAGAUCAAGAGGUACCAACAACUUGUUAGAAACAACACUUCCACCACAAGGGCAAGUGCCAUCCAGCCACGUUACAUCAAUGGGUCCUGCAAUGAGCAACUCAGCACAGAGAGUAGGUACUGCAGCCAUUCAUCAUGGAAUCACAACGCAUCAUGGGCAUCCAGUAAGCCUGGUGAAUAGCACUGGUGUACAAUCAGCUCCAGUCGCUCAGUCCGGAAACCAGACCACCUUGCAGACCAGUGUAAUGUCCAAUGCGUUACAUUCUGAGAAUGGUUCACAACCUCUUUCUAACACUACUUUGCCGUCAAACAUCAACAACAGGAGCUCUUUGGUGAACCCUGGAAUGAGCCCAUCAUCUGCUCAUCAGAAGUCAAAUGCCCAAGAGAUAUACAAAAGUAGGAAUACAAUACAGAUGCAGCCAGGGGUUGGUGCUUCGGGUUUGAAUCCGAGAGUCGCAAGUCACCCUAGGAGUGCCUCAGCAAAUACUCCCCAGGGAUACAUUGGUGCUUCUUUCUAUGAUGGAAAUAGUACAACAGUAACACAUCCAGGGUACCAAGCAGCAGGGAUUGCUUCAGCAACCUUCGCCUCUACCACUCCCCAGCAUGGCCUCGUCCAGUCACCACAAAACCAACCCCCACAAAACCAAUCUGGAGGCUUGCAAUCAUCAACCCAGCCUCACAUCCCAAACUCAAGCACGACUCUCCCCAAAACUCAGAAUAAAGGGUUCUUGAACCUAGCCUCGUCACCCACAAGUGGUGGUCAGUUAAUGUCUGCUUCAAGCAACAGGACCUCAAUGCCAGGAUCAAAUAACAUCUCUGCCUCUUGGUUGCCUAUCCAAAGCGCGUCCUCUCAACAGCCAUCUUCAUUGGUACCUACUGCAUUCUCUUCCCAUCGUGGCCCAGUUGGUUCCAAUGGGACGGCAUCUCCACAGCCACACAUUGCAACUGUUGGUCUUAGGAAUGGUAUUAGAGGAGUUGAUGAACCAGAUCGGAGUAGAAUGAUACCUCACAACCAGAAGGCAAAGACGAACAGUCAUCACCAGCUGUCUUCCCAUGGAGGGUUGAGACAACCUCAUCUUACUGGUAUGCCACAGCCACCUCGUAGCCUCAUUGUGUCAAAGGUUAUAGGUCGCCAUGGAGCUGUCUUGACCUGGCAUCCACCUAACCUUGAUGACCUAGGUCGUAGCAAUGGAUUGGAGAUUGUGGGUUACAAGAUCUUUGUCAACAGACAGCAGAAACAGCUAGUCACAAAUGCUCAUCUUACAAAGGCUUUGGUGGAUGGCAUCAAUCUCUGCACUGUCCAAACAUUUGGGAUCCAGACUGUUUCAUCUACCGGUCAGUCAUCGGCCAUUGUAGAGACAGAGUUUGACGAUCCAGGCAUGUUAUCAUCAUCAUGGUCGGACUCUGCUAUGACUGAAUCAUCAGUGGGACAUGGUACUGUCACAUCUCAGGGGUCGUCUGUUGUGAGUGAGGACUUACAGGAAAGACUGUUCAUGGCGGUGUAUAACUACAACCCAGUAGAGCAUUCCCCAAACCACUACCCUACCUAUGAGGUGGCCUUCAAUGAAGGUGAUAUAGUGACUGUCUUUGGCUCCAUAAGAUCUGAUGGUUUCUACCAAGGAAAGGUGCGAGGCAGGCGUGGAUUAGUGCCAUCCAACUUCAUUGAAGAAAUAUCCAUGUCAGGCUCUCAUGGCAGGAAGAAACAUAGCAAUUCAAAAACUCAAAAGAAUGGAAGUGGUGACUCACACCGUCACAGAGAGAGUGACAGACGGGGGAGCAAAGAGGCUGCAAGGACUUCAACAAAGACUUCUGGUAGGACUAGAGAGGAUCAGAAAAGACACGGUUCAGCAUCAAGGGUUUAAAACACUUUUUUAAAAAUUUCCAUCUGGACUUGUUUGUAUGUGCAGCCAUUUUGUAUGCCAAUCACAGAAGGUUUUGUAAAACAGGUACUCCAAGUUUUAAAGGCACUGGACACUAUUGGCAAUUACUCCAAAUAAUUGUUAGCAUAAAAACUUACUUGGUAACG